This is a messenger RNA of Phymastichus coffea, 6345 nucleotides long. It is a transcript of the gene MED1, whose product is annotated as mediator of RNA polymerase II transcription subunit 1. Bases 282 to 5267 code for a protein of 1661 amino acids. The record is from RefSeq and is a predicted model, not a curated record. Gene Ontology annotation, biological process: regulation of transcription by RNA polymerase II. Gene Ontology annotation, cellular component: mediator complex. Gene Ontology annotation, molecular function: transcription coregulator activity. The transcript is spliced from 11 exons. Lineage: Eukaryota; Metazoa; Arthropoda; Insecta; Hymenoptera; Eulophidae.
CACGCCAACGUGCUAGGUGCUGGGCUAGCGUUUUCCCUGCCGCGGUGACGUGCAUCGCAGCACCGUACGUGUUUUAUAAACAGAAAGAGACUCUAAAAACGCAAGCUAAGAUGAGCAGCUAGCGUUGCUUCGAUCAAGUAUUUCGUGGGCUCACAGCCUUGAUUGCAAACAAAACACAAUAACAAACAACCAUCCUGGUUUCCUUUCUCUUUUUAGUCAUGUAGUCGAUGUGUUUCUUGUCACGCUAAAUUACGUUUGAACAAUCGGUGCAGCGCUGCAACAUGACGAGCGCGUUGCCCGUUAACGGAUUUAUGAAUUCCAAUAACCCUCAACCAGCUCUUGCUGAACAAACGACCGGCGGAGGGGUCGUUCGUUUAGACAAGAGCAAAGAAUGGCAAAUGGAACUCCUGAUGGAGAAACUACGCUCAAAGGCUUCCUCAUUCAAGUCUUUGGUGGAGAGCGCAAAGAAUGUUCGUAUGGCUAUGUUGGAAAAAAGGUUUGGAAUUGAUAGUGUUGAAAAAAAUCAGCUUCAAAAGUGCUUAGAUACAUUGCAGCAUUCGAUUAAAGUUACAUCUUUACAGUCUAUGAUUGAAAGAUUGGAAAGUUUAUCUAGACAGUUAGGAUUAAAAUUUGUGAUAACUACUACUAUACCAACAAUCACUCAGUUGUUCAUAUCUUCAGAUAUGUUUUAUCUAGAAAUUUCAUUAGAACAAUCAGGGGCAGUGAAGGAUGUAAAAAUUCAGCAUGAAGGCAAGCAAGAACAGCAGAGUUGUGAAGAGUUGGUUGCUUGUCUUUCUCAAGGUGAUUUUGCUGAUUUUACAGCUCAGCUUGAGGGUUUUGCAUCAAUUUAUCAACUAAAUGCUGAUAAGAAAGUAAAAAGCAGAGCUUUCAGUGCAUUACAAUCUCUAGAAACUGAUUUAGGAAUUUUAGCUCAACUACAAAUAUUUAUUAUCUCUCAACCAUUUAAUGCUGUUCAUAAAAGUCCUGUUGGUGUUCUUGAGAAAAGGAAAGGUGGACAUGCAAUGAAGUUAACCUACUUUGUGUCUCCGUACGAUCGAAUAGAUUUAGAAAACAAAACUUGUGAACCUUUAAGCUUGGAGACUGUGAUAUCAAAAAAAGUCGGACAUUCCGUUACUGUUUGCAUGGAAGGAUCUACAGCUCAUAAAUUACCUACAUCAAGUAUCAUUACUUUAAACAAGGGUACUACAGGAAUAAGUACACCUUCAUAUGCUCCAUUGACAGGGGCAAAUUCAUCAAUGUUACCUGCUUGUUUCGUUUUAAAAUUAGCUAAGAAAAUGCCUAUGUGUUUAGAACUGAUACGUCGGAUACAAAAAGUCACAGAACUUGAGUGCACUGACUUAUCAGCCCCUCAUCCUUUAUUAAGUCUCAUUGUUCAACACGCUAGUGAUAAACAGUUGGAUUGUCAGCAUAAUAAGGGUCUUGCAGUUAGUCUUCCAGAUCAGCAACAUGUUUACUUCAUGACAGAGAACAAAAAUAUGGAAGGCGUGCUAGUAGGCAGUAUACCCUUCACACAUCCAGGUCACGUUCCACGGAUCCUCAACUUCCUUCGUCAACAAGCCUUAUUCAAUACCCUCAUCUCCAGUUGUAUAAGGCCGAUGGCAAGAUCUGAUCCAGAACAUACUACGAUCUUUGAAGUGAGCGCUCUGUCCUGGCAGUGUAUAUCUAUUAGCUUGGAACAUCCAUUUGAGGAAACCUUAGCUACAGCCGAACUCGAUUUAUCGGAAAUUGCAGCACUAAAAUGCAAGCUCUACGGCGUGAGCAUAAAUAACUCGGAACAAACGUCGGAUUUAGCAGGCAGAGUACUCCAACAUUGUCUCAGUAUUCCCUUAACAAUGCGUACCCUUAUCAAAACUUGGGAAACCUUCAUGUUGAACCCGCAGACGAUUGGCGGCAACAGUAAUGAGGAUAUCAAGAAUAAAGAAGAACCAGGCACGAUGAAUGGAGCCAACUUAUCGAGCCGACAGCAGAUGCAGCAACAACAGCCCCAACCGCAGAAUCAACAACAGAAUCAGCAGCCAACUCAACAACAAUCGCAGCAGUCUUUUUUAGAGGCCGGAACGGAGAAUAGUAUCGGGUUUCCGUCAUUGUCCGGCCCCACCGUCUCGGCAGCCGAUACGACCCCGCACAAGUCGACGUCGUCGUCAACGUCUUCGUCAUCGUCGUCGCGCAAACAGCAGCGCAAAGAACAGCAAACUUGGCCAAAGAUCAAGAGCGAACCAGGCGAGAUUGUCGCCGUGGAUAGCUCGAGUUCAGACGGCUCAACGACCACGCCACUUGGUACACCAACGAGCGCAAGAACGCCAACUCCAACAUCUGCGCAUAGCGGGGGUAUGGAUUUGUCCAACAUCAUAGAUCCUUUGGAGAUAUUGCAUACAGAUAAGACUAUAGAGUAUGAUAUUGACACCGAGGAGAUAAUGCAGGUUGAGCCUGUUGUCAGUGUCGAGGAGGCUCUCAAGAGAAAAAUCAAAAAGGAAAAACUGAGUCCUACAACGAUUUUCGAGGAUAACAAGAAUUUAGUUUCGCCAUCAGUUAGCAUCACGCCGAUUUCCAGUUCGGGACAGAAUACCAAUUACAAUUCGAUGUUGACAAGUAUGGGUUUAGAACGGAGGCCAGGUAUUGAAAUCAUACCUAUCACCAAUUUGACACAGACGUCUUUACCAAGUUCGAUCACCAUUACGGCAAUUAAUAAUCCGUCAAAGUCGUCAUCAUCUUCGUCAUCGUUGGGGGACGAUCGGAAGGAAAGGAAAAGCAGCUCCAAAAAUCGAGAUGAGAGUAAGCUGAAGUUUGAGAAAAAACGAAAACGCAAGCGAGAUUCAAGUCCCAUGGGUCCACCGGAAAAAUUGCCUCUCAAACAAGAUCCUUUAUCAAAACCAGUGUCGGUCAGCAUCAAACCUACUUCGGAUGUAUCACCAUCGCGAUCAACAUCACCGACACUUCGUAAGUUCAGUCCAUCGCCAACACGUAACAAUCCUUUAGUCCUCGUGGGCAAAGCAAGUCCAACUUCUCUCAAACAAUCGAGUAGCAAACAGAGUCCCAAGCACUCACCAGUAUACAGCAGCCCGAAGCAUGUACCUAGUGGUACGAGUCCAAAACACGGCACAUCGUCACCAAAGCAUGGCAAUUCUGGCAAACCCAGCAUGUCAGCGCUGAAAUCUGCGACGAGUUCUCCUUCGCACAAAAGUGAUUCGUCGAGUAUAACUGCUAAAACCAAAAUAUCCUCACUAACGCCUUCAACUUCGCCUUCAUCAUCGGCUGUAACACUCACAAGUAUAUCACCAUCAUCGACGUCGUCGUCGUCAUCGUCGUCGUCAUCAUCGUCUUCGUCGUCGUCGUCAUCAUCCUCAUCGUCGACAUCGUCGUCUUUAAACAAGGAACCAAGAGAUAAAGAAAGGAAAUCGACGUCGAUGGUGUUUGGAGGCUCUAGCCCAAAAUCGAAAAGCCUCACGGCCAAACCCAAACCUACCGAAGAGCAGUCUCCGGGAAACGGAGGAGCUACGCCACCGAUGUCUGAUCCUAACAAAGCUGCAGCAACUCAACAACAAACGAGAAUUAGAAAAGGAUCGCUCAGCGCUGUUAUCGACAAGCUAAAAAAUGCACAUUACUGCACGGAUGAUGUGCCAGCCAACUUGUCUCAAAGUGCAUCUGGUGCCUCGGCUAAUCCAGUUGUGAAAAACCCAGACACUAAGAAUCCUACAGAAUACAUGGUCAAGCCUAGCUCAGAUGGAAUAAAGUUGACGAUUAAUAAGACCAGAACGAAAGAUCUUAAGUCGAAUAAUAAUAACUUAAAACUUCCUAUGAUCAAUCUACCGGGUACGUGUCCUACAGGUUCCGGAGGUAUCUCGCCCUCAGGUUCAGGAAAUGGCUCGCCCAAAACCUAUACUGGACUCAAGCCUGGAGUAAUCUCCGGACCUGCUUCUAGGAAACCGCAGGCGCAAACGUCGCCUAAGAUGAGAUCAACAUCACCAUUAACUUCGAGUAAUUUAAGCAGCAGCUCUGCAGGCAAAUCAGGUCAAAAAAUUCCUGGCAGCAGUCUAAAAUCCAGUUCUAAUUUGUUAUCAAGCGGCUUAUCAGGCAAAACCUCCAAAUCUUUUUCAUCGACAAGCGGUUCACUAAAACAGAGUUCGAUGUCAGGAGAUUUUGGACGUGCAAAAGAGAAAGCGAGAUUCAAAUCCGGCGACAAAUCAUUUACAAACAAAGCUGGUGAUUUAAGAAAGCCAAAUCCAUCUGCAAUGGAAACCGAAGGAGAGAAAGCUUUCAAGUUGUUGGCUCAUGCCUCCAUGGGAAAUUUAUUGAAUACACCUGGAUUUCCAUUAGUAGUGGAAGGUCUGAAGAAGCAAUUUGACACAAAUUUUCAAAUCCCAAAAUUAUCCGCGAGAGCGAAUGCAGAAAAUACUGAAAAACGGUCGGUAGAUAAAGUGGACACUAGUUCUAAACCUUCUUCAUCUGACAUAGCCAGCAGAAUACAAAACGUGCCUAAGAUGGAAAUAUCAAGUACAGUCGUUGACUUUGCUUCGGAAUCUUCCAGUACGUCGGCGAACAACGAGUCUGACAUGCCUACCAAUCUGUCUAUGCAAGCAGAUGACAAACCGGAGCUGAGUGGUAGUAGAGGAUUAUUAAGCGCUAAUGCAGAAUCAAAAGAUGUUGUGGACUCGGCUGCAAGUAAAGCUUCGUCUUAUUCGUCAGGUAAUGAUAACAUGGAGAGUUUGAAUCUCGUUUCCAAAAAUGCCGAAAAGUUUAAGCCUUCGGAUGAAAAAGAACAGCAGCAUCAAGCUUUUCAUCGAGUUUCUCAAGUUGAAAAGAAACUGUUGGAAGCCGGAAUUACGACAUCGGCCAGUGUCACUCUUACUCCAAUUCCUUCUAGUUCCUCGGCUUCAACGGCCAAUCCAAGCUCACAAGAAGCGGCAGAGAUGUUACUGGAUUUUUCCACGCCGAAAGAAGCCGCAAGUACGACCAUUUUGCCCCUAAAAACUCCACUUUCGUUAUCCGCCUCGCCUUCUCCAUUUCAAAAAAAUACAACGCCACCGCCCCCACCGCCGCCACCUCCGCUUCCACCACCGUCGUCGAUACUACCUUCUGUACCGCCCUCGGUCUCACCUAUUUCGAGCUUUCCCCAAAGUCCUUCCGUCAGUUUGCACAUCGUCAAGAGUCCUGCUCCUUCGCCCAGGGUCAUUCCUUUAUCGCCACACUCAGCAUCGCCUUGUAUCACCGACGACGAGCUUAUGGAUGAAGCUCUUGUUGGUUCUUGAAACUUUUGGAAAAAUAGAGUACAACAAAGAAUAUGGUUCUCUAUAUCUUAUUACAUCUCAAAGCGUAGUAAUGUUAUCUAGCUAAAUCAUAAAAAAUAUUAUAUUUUGGAAACGUAUCUUUGAUGCCAGCUGUACGAUGCUUACGCGCGAGUUAAGUGUGAAUUUCAAGAAUAGAAAAGUAGAAGUCGAAGUAAUUUUCAUUAAUAUACCGAGACAUUACUCGACGGACAAUCAUGUAGGAAACAGAAAAGCUUGAGUUAUCGAAACAUCAUUACCCAUGACAGCGCAGAAGAUAACUUGAAUAAGUGAGUUGGUUACAUAUUCAUCAUUCAUCAUAUGAUAUCUGCGUACGUACCAACGUUGUAUUAACUGUUAUAAAUUUGCUAAAUUGUUGAGCAAAGACGAUCAGAAUACUUUCGACGCCUUAAUGUUAGAAAGUUUCGCGAUGAUGGUUAAACCGUUUGGACUUUCUAAAAAUCAAAACGAUUCGAUAUUUUUUCGAUCCAGCUUUUAAAGAUUUUUUUUUUUUUUCAUUAAAAAUGGCAAAUUUUCCGUUUCGUGAAAACUUCACAAGUUCAUGUAUUUUCUAUAUAACAGUAAAAUAAAAGCUUCAAUCAUUUAACGUUAUAAAAUUUUAAGGAAAAAAAUAUCGAAUCGUUUUGUCUAUGAUAGGUACAAAUGUACGUUUGUAAGAGUAAGGAAAAAAAUUAUAAUUUAAUUUGUAUAGAGAUUAUAUCUGUAUAUGUACAUAUAUACAUACCACCAGCAUCUACUCGUGCAUACAUCCAUGUAAUUAUUAUUAUUAUUCCGGAUAUAUUACUAUUAAUUCUAUUAUUACACGUUGUUUGAACUUUAUCGUUAGAUGCAUACAAAAGGAAAACUUACAUGUAAAUGCAGCGCCAAUAAAUUAAUUUUCUUUUUUUAUAUAUUUCUUGUUGUUUCUGGAAAUUGUCCUCAAAUACCAAAUGUGUAAACAACUAAUCAUUUCUCGACAAUAACAAAUUUAUUAUAACAAAUUCUCCAACAUUAAAUCUAGACAAAAGCACACAGUUUUUGAAAAAUCAUACUUUGCUACAUA